CGUCAGCAUCUAGGGCAGCAGCAGCAGCAGCAGCAGCAGCAGCAGCAGCAGCAGCAGCAGCAGCAGCUGCAGCAACGGCAGCAGCAGCAGCAGCAGCAGCAGCAGCAGCAGCAGCAGCUGCAGCAACGGCAGCUGCUGCAGCAACGGCAGCAGCAGCAGCAGCAGCAGCAGCUGCUGCGGCAGUGGCAACAGCAACAGCAGCACCACCAGCAAGCGCAGCACAAUUUCUUAC
Monoraphidium neglectum is the source of this 232-nucleotide messenger RNA. RefSeq lists its product as hypothetical. The annotation marks the transcript as partial. The transcript has a single exon. The record is from RefSeq and is a predicted model, not a curated record. NCBI's taxonomy places the organism in Eukaryota, Viridiplantae, Chlorophyta, Chlorophyceae, Sphaeropleales, Selenastraceae.